CCUUGUUGUGAGGCUCGAGUAAGACUUUAGACUCGUCAGUAUGUGGUCGAUGGAAGUCCACAACCAGUUGCAAUACAUGGACACAAACAGCAGUGUUCAACAAUUCCGAGGAAAGGUUUCAACCUCGUCCUUGAUCCUUCUCUUUGUCUUCAAGAUCGAGUUCCCAUCUGAAAGGGAAUUUUCGUGCCGUCCCACGAGCUUUAUACGAAAUAGUUUACUGAUGCAACUCAGCAACAAGUGAGAUGUAGGUAAUCUUGAAUGUAGAAGAGUCCAUCAUUGUGGGAUGUAGGAAUGGAAAGACUCUCGAUCCAGUUCAGAGUCCGAUGAUAUGUAUAGGUUGUCAGUGCUCAAGCGAUAACAUGUCGUUGGCUUCAGCAGUGAUAAUCCGUCGGGAGUUGGGACCAUUUGAAGCAUAGGAAUGCUGGCAAGUAGCAAAUCCAAGGGAAGGGCUUGCAAGAUCGCUGUGUGCGAGUCUUGGAAAACGACGAGCCAUCAUCACAAAGACGAUCCGCCUGUGAAACACAGAAUAAAGAGCACAAACCAGGAAACGCAUCAAGAAGUCAGCACAAAACAAGCUGUUUCUCGACCUGCAGGAUGUUUGCGAUCAAAGUUGUGCUUACAAACAUAUACGCACGAAUACAACUCUUCGGGUUUACAUCUGAUCGUUGAAUUCAGCUCUCUCUGAGCGGAUCUAAAACUGUAAUGCUGAGUUGGAUUCACAUGUUGCAACUGGGAUACACUCUGCUUAAAUCGUGAUGUAGCCAGGUUCUUCUCUUUCAGUCUCGUACUGUGUCACUGACGGUGACCCAACGAGAUGAUCUGUCAGACUCACGAAAUUCUGCAAUGUCUUUGGCGACUCUAGUAGACCUUCGGUGACGAGUGUCAGGUUUUCUUGGUUUGACACGAUCAGGGAGUAGGUCAUGUCUGGAAACUUCUACGUUUUCGACCUGAACUCGUCCGAGCAGUUUCCCUUGGCGUCAUGCUACACCCAUGGAUUAAGCAGAUGACCAACUGUAUAGAUCUUCGCCAGCACUUUCAAAGAAGAUGUUUACACUAACAUAUUCCAGAUAUUCCAUCCAAGUCUCUAAUGUGCAAUCGAGAUUGGAAUCAGAUGAAAUCAGUUUGCAAUCACUACUGUGGAAGAAGACUCUCGAUACCUCUGUUUAUUCUAGCUCUCGUUGGCGUCAGCUUGUCCAACACCUGCUGAAGAUUCAUUCACUUGAUUGAUAAUUCCAAAGAUCGACUUACUUGGAACUCAGGAGCCAGGCAGUGCAGAGGCCUUGUUUGCCAAAGAGAGGACACAUCACUUGAUGAAGAGUUUUCUAAAUCGGUGGCAUGAGGACCCUCGAAUAGGGAUCCCAAAGGUAUAUUCAGAUGAUGAAGAAGCUCUGAGGCCGCUCAUCGACUGGCUCAAUUGGACAUGAGACUUUACUUCUGCUUUUGUCUUGCAUUGUUGUAGCAUGCUGGGGAUCCGGGUAUGUUUGAAAUCCUUUUUCUGAAUGUUGGAUACCGAGAGCCGGAUCUUGACCGAUGGAAUUGAUAAACAAGAGCUUGCCAUGCU
Molecule: messenger RNA, 1561 nt
Organism: Marchantia polymorpha subsp. ruderalis
Lineage: Eukaryota; Viridiplantae; Streptophyta; Marchantiopsida; Marchantiales; Marchantiaceae
Source: the annotation of a GenBank genome assembly